AUGCACCGCGCUGCCUCCAACCAGCGCUCGGUCUCCUCCUCCUCGGGCUCCUUCCAGCCGCCGCCGCCGCCGCCGCCGCCGCUGCCGCACGCCGCCGACCGGCAGCCCCUCUUCCCGGGGGGCUCCAGCAGCGGCGGCAGCCGGCGGGGCUCGGGGUCGAGCUCGGGAUCGCCGUCACCGACCUGUACUGGUGCAGCUGGAUCGCCACCGACCUGGUGCUGGCGGCCGGCUGGGGCAUCUUCUUCUGCCGCAACAGCCGGGCGCGCCGCCGGGAGCGGCCCCCGCCGCCCCCCGGGCCGCCGCCGCCGCACCCGCUGCUGCUGCACGGCCCCCCCCGGCGGCCGCGGGGCCGGCGGCCGCGGGCCCGGGGCCCCCCCCCGCGGCGGCGACUUCGCCUACGCGCACCUCGCCUGGCUCAUCUACUCCAUCGCCUUCACGCCCAAGGCGGCGCUGAUCCUGGGCACCUCCAUCCUGGAGCUGAUCGAGCUGCGCCUGCCGCUGGGCACCACCGGCUUCCGCGUCACCCUGGCGCUCUCCGCCCCGCUGCUCUACUGCCUGCUGCGGGCCAUCGGCACCGAGGGCGCCGGGCAGCUGCUCCUGCCGCCGCAGCCGCCGCCGCAGCACCGCGCCGCCGCCGCCUUCCUCGCCACCUGCCUCGACCUGCUCGACAGCUUCUCCCUGCUGGAGCUGGUGCUGCAGCCCGGGCGGCCGGCGCCGCUGCCCGCCCCGCUGCGCUACCUCCUCAUCGCCGUCUACUUCCUCUGCCUGGCCUCGCCGGUGCUGUGGCUCUACGAGCUCAGCGCCGCCCGCCCCCCCGGCGCCGCCCGCCUCGCCCUCCACCUCCUGCUGCCCGCCGGGCUGCUGGACGCCCCGCUCCUGGCGCUCCGCUGCCUCCUGCUCCUGCGCUACCAGCAGCCGCUCUCCCUCUUCAUGCUCAAGAACCUCUUCUUCCUGGCCUGCCGCGGCCUGGAGGCGCUGGAGACCUGCUGCCUCCUCCGCCCCGCCGCCGCCCCGCCGCCCGCCAAGUACGGCCCCGCCGCCGCCGCCCCCGCCGCCGCCGCCCCGCUGGCCCACGGGCUCUCCGACGCCGACGUGGGCCCCCACGGGUUCCCGCCGCCGUGGCCGAGCAGGGGAAGGGGACGCGGGCUCCCCCGUCGGACUCUCGCUCUCCUCCUCCCUUUCCCGCGGACAAAUCCGGCGGCGGAAGCUCAGCGCAAACCCGAUUACCUGCAGGAGCCCACGGGCGACGCUCGGCCCCGGAAAACGCGCCUGCCCUUCGCGCCGAGGCUUCUUCUAGCGCUCCUGCCUCGCCGCGCUCUUUGGAGGGUCCCGCUCUUCCCCUCCCGCUCCCUGCCAGGACAUCGUGUUGCUUUGUGACCAUAAAGGUUUAGUUUUUCCUUUUCCUCCUGAACAACAGGGACCCGUGGAUUUUGUCCCCUCCUUGAAGAACUCCUGCUGACCACGACGACAAGAUGUGAGAGGGGCCUGACCAGCAGAGACGUGCCUUCAGGGUGCAGGCAGGACAAAAGGAAGCACGCUUUGGUUUCGCUAGGUCUUGCAAAGCUGCCGCCGCUGUUUCCCAGCAGCAGAGCUGCAGAGGGCCUUCGUGUACCAGCUGGGGAACCUCUGGGAGCACGCCGGCCAUCUGGUCGUUUCAAGCCCAGGAGCCACUUUCUCCAAGCUGAAAACGUCUACCUCUGUGCUUCAACCUUUUGCAUCUUACGUUGACUUCACACGCUAAAGAAACACGUGAAUCUGGCACGGACAUAAUCCAGGGGCUUAGACCCCAUUUCACUACCACCGAGACAUUUAUUUCUGGUGAGAACAGGGUUUACAGCAGCCUACUGCUUGCUUCAGACAGCAGCACCCAGGUGCUGGGGCUCUCAUUUCUCUGUGAAUAUGCAUGUUUAUGGGAUCUGUGUUGGUUUUCUUUUAUGCGGAGCGUAGGGUCUCCCUUUACCUAGGCCGGGAAGGCUGGAAAGUUUUCCGCUGGUCCCCUUCCGUGUCUGUUUGAGAGAGCGGAGAUGGGGCCGGGCCUGCAAACUGCCCCCUCUCAAACAGCAGGGCAGAGGAUGUCAGCGCUGCUCGGGGGUGGGCCCUGCGCUCGGUGAACCUCGCUUUUCAGCACAGAAAGCAAAGUGCUGCAGGAGCCCUCGAGGCAGAGGGGUUCCCGAGCUUUGGUGAAAGCCCACAUACCAGCAUCCUGUCCUCCAUGUGCAUGUGGUUAAGGGGAGGUGGGGAAAAAGUUAAUUGUUAGUAACUCCUCAUAGAAACACAGUUAUCUUUGGUUUUAAGCUCCAUGAAUGUUAGGUGGGGGUUAAGGCCCGCUCUUCUGCCUGGCUACAGCUGCUCCUGAAACCAGCCAAAUGGAAGCUGGAGCGCAGAGGCCACGUUCAGAGGAAGGACUUUGCCCCUCCCAGGCUUAUAUUUUGUUAUCUGGGCAAGGCUGCCAGUUUCCUGUCUUGAGCCUUUUUUCAAGCUGUCCUGACAAGAAGGGGAAAUAAAGCACAACCAACUGCUACCCAGAGCCAACAGCAGGACUGCAGGCGCAGCCCAGACUUCUCCUGCACACACAUCCAUUCUCUCUUUCAGGGCUCAGGCUUCAGUGGGACUGAGCCUCUGUCCCACCUCCCUUUUCACAGAGUGGGAUCAACUGCCUGCUCCCGUGGACUGCUACAAUAAAAUGUUUACAGUCUGGUAACUUCCAGCUCCCACAGGCAGAAGUGGGGUGCCAUGGGGCUCUUCUCCCCCAGCACUUGGGUGGCUGAUGAGUUUUAAGGGGCUAGAAAAGCCCCUAGAAAAGAUGGGGCAAUAGCAGUGUUCUGUUCAGAGCUGCAGCUAGGAUGGGUGACUUGCUGCUCUCCCCCCACCAAAUGGAGAGUCAGCAAAGGCUAGGCUUAACUUUCCCACCAGUGCUUUAUUUUUAACCUGAGCCCUUAACUUGGGCAAUUGUAUGAAUUUUGGCCAGUGGCCUUUCUCUUUAGUAACUUCUUUUUGUCUGGACAAUCUUGGUGCUGUGAGUGACUGUGAUUGUAAAACUUGGUACUGUGAACUUUUCCUAUGUGGUGUGAGAUGUGUCGAGGGGAUGCUAAGUUCCUGCCCAAAGGAGGUGUAAUUACAGGUACAUUAUGCUCGUACAGAUAUUUGUUUCCUUGCACCUUCCUUUUUUAGCAUUAAACAGAUAGUAAAAGCUCAGAAAGAACUACAGUAUUAUUCAAGAGAGAAGGAGAUGAUACCUGUACCUAGGAGUACUCCAUGCUUCAGUCAGCUGCAGAAAAACAAACAACUUUGCCAAAAACAAGGUGAAGGAAAAAAAAGCUAUUCACCCCCAACUAUGUUUUGCUGCUCCUAUGGCCAGGUCCACAAUAGCACCAAAGUGCGUAGAACUUCCCUAAUACACUGAAGCGUAAGCAUAGUUGAGACACUAGAAGAAUCACAGCAGAAUUAUUAACAAGUCUUACUUCAGUACCCCUUCAUAGCACAUAACAAAGUUGCUGUUUCAACAGUGAGUGCCUUUUCUAAUUUAAGACAUUAGUGAGAAAAGGACCUAUUUGAAAUUUAUCUAGCCAUGGCAUAUUUAAACCAUGGACAGUGAAAUCACAGUUCAAAUUUGUCUGUGGAUGCAAAGGUUGCCUGGGACAGAUGACCCUGCAAAAUGAUGCUUCUGUUGCAUAGAAUUCCUUUGUAGAAAAAGUGGUUCUUUGUAGUGCCAUGGUUUCUAGGUUGUUAGUAAAUGUGGUGUUUGGAGAGUGUAAAUCUCUCAUAGUAGUUGGCUGUACAGAAGCCCCCUUGCAACUAAAAGGGCAGCUCUGCUGCCACUUCAAUUACUUACUACAGAGAAACAUUUAAAGCUCUUCAAUGUCUUGUUUAUAAGCCUGCUCCUCCUUUUGAAUUCCCUUUUCUUCUGUAAUCGAGCUCUCGCUUCCAUUUAAACACUUCUGCCACAUAAUAGAUCCGCUUGCAGAAGAGAGAGAUAGUGGUACCAUUAAAGUGCAAACAAUACCUCACCCGAUGCACCUUGCACACCUACUGUAUAUUCUGCCAACAUUAAAUUACUGGUCCAGGUCAAUAACACUUUGCUAAACGAAGUUGUGCCAUAAGACAUAGGUCCCUUGGGAUUCUGUUACAAGCCUUGUAACACAACUCAGCUAUUUAGUAUUUUAUUGCUCUCUCUUUGCUACCCUGACAAAAAGAGAUGACUACUCCCAGGAGGGUAAACUGAAGUGAGAGAUAAGGCCUGUGGCCAGUGGACACUUGGCAUCCCCCUGGCAUUAAUCAGAACUUGUAUUUUUUAAAAAGCAAGAUUGUUAAAAUAAAAUUAGAAACUUGUGACUGA
Molecule: messenger RNA, 4336 nt
Organism: Aquila chrysaetos chrysaetos
Lineage: Eukaryota; Metazoa; Chordata; Aves; Accipitriformes; Accipitridae
Gene: TMEM121B
Product: transmembrane protein 121B
Exons: 3
Coding region: 1-1377 (458 amino acids)
Source: RefSeq, a predicted model, not a curated record